Messenger RNA from Candoia aspera, 2142 nucleotides. It is a transcript of the gene PRCC, whose product is annotated as proline rich mitotic checkpoint control factor. Lineage: Eukaryota; Metazoa; Chordata; Lepidosauria; Squamata; Candoiidae. Bases 1 to 1023 code for a protein of 340 amino acids. The record is from RefSeq and is a predicted model, not a curated record. Gene Ontology annotation, cellular component: nucleus. The transcript has 6 exons.
AUGUCCUUAGUGGCCUACGCCAGCAGCGAGGAGGAGCGGGAGGAGGAGGAGGAGGAGGAGAGCGACGAGGGCGCCGCGGGGCCGGGGGGGCUCCUCUCGGCCCUGCCGCCGGCCCGGCCCGGCCCGGCCCCGAAGCGGCGGGCGGCGCAGCCCGUGCGGAUCGUGGCGCCGCGGCUGCGCGAGGAGUCCGACUCGGAGGAGGACGAGCCGGCGCCCAAGAAGCCCGCGCGGCCCGCCGGGCUCUCCGCGCUGCUCCCGCAGCCCCGCCGCUCGCCCGCCCCGCCGGCCGGGCCCCGAAGGCCGGACCCCGCCGCGCCGCCCUCCCCGUCGGCCAUCAAGGCGGCGGCCAAGAGCGCGGCGCGGCAGGUGGCCCGACAGGUGGCCCAGGAGGGCGAGAGCGAGGCGGCCCCGCAGCCCUUCUACGCGCCGCCCCCCCCCGCCGCCGCCGCCGCCGCCGCCGCCGCCCCCUUCCCCGACGACCUCCCGCCCGGGACCGAGCCCGACGGCCAGGACGGCGCCGCGGCCGACGCCCCGCUGGAGUUCAAGACGGCGCCCGGCGCCCGGCCCGCCCCACCCGGCUGGCCCCCCGCGCCCGGCCCGGGCUAUGGCGCGCCCUACGCGGGCUAUUACGGCGGGGGCUACUACCCGGAGAGCGACCCGGCCUUGGGGCCGCCCCCCGAGGGCAGCGCGGACGCCGCCCCCGCCUCCUUCAUGGACGACGAAGCGUUCAAGCGUCUCCAAGGCAAGCGCAACCGGGGGAGAGAAGAGAUCAACUUUGUGGAGAUCAAGGGUGACGACCAGCUGAGCGGGGCGCAGCAGUGGCUGACCAAGUCGCUGACCGAGGAGCAGAACAUGAAGUCCUUUAGCAAGAAAAAGGGGGAGCAGCCCACGGGGCAGCAGCGGAGGAAGCACCAGAUCACGUACCUCAUCCACCAGGCGAAGGAGCGCGAGCUGGAGCUGAAGAACAGCUGGGCAGAGAACAAGCUUAGCAGGCGCCAGACGCAGGCCAAGUACGGGUUCUAGUGGCCCUCCCGGCGGCAUGGCUGGCCAGCUGAGGACUGCCCUGGUCCCGAGUGGGGAUGGAAAGCCGGGGAUCGUGCUCUGAGAGGCGGCAGAAGCAGCUGGAAAAGAGCCGGGGGAGCUGCCAGAGGCCGCGCAUCUGGGCGCCUCGUGGGACGGCCCUGGCAGGGCAGAGGGGGCACGUCUGAGUUUGGGGGCUCUUCUCCCCUCGGUUCAUGAGACGGCCCGGCUUCCCUCUGGCCGCUUUUCUCUCAAGUAGCCACCAAGACACGGGAGGGGGGGGCCGUCCGGACUGGGGCUGGCCGCCAUCCCCACCCCAUCCCUCAGAACUGCCUACCUGGGAGGCAGAGGGCUGUUCCAGUCACUCUGGACGUCUUGCUUGACUGUGGGGCUGCUUCUUCCCCCCCCCCCCCCCCCCGUGUAUAUGGGUGUUUGUUGUCCCGACCGUGUCUUGGUCCUGCUGCCGGCCAAGGCAAGUUCUUGUUUUUGUGAAUUGGCAUCGCUCCCCACCUUCCAGUUUUAGUUUGCAGAGUGUCCUCAGAGCCUCCCCAGGACUCAGGGUUUCGGUCCCAGGGGCUGGUGGUCCCACCUUCCCCUGCAGAGCAGCCCACCCCCCAGGGAAGCCCUCUAGCACAGUCCAGGAGAUCCUCUCCUGCCCUGAGUAAAAGCAGCCGGAGACCUUUUAAAAAAAUUGUUUUUGCAGCUUAUUGAAUUUGUUUUUCUUGGCCCAGCCCCUAAAGGGGGAGCACUUUUCCACUUGACUGGGCUGGCGGCCUUGCCUGCUGCUCUGCUCCUCGAAUGGCGGGCGAGCAGACUCGGGAGGGCCAAGCCAGGGGGUCUUUCGUCUCGCCCGCCUCCAUUGCUCCUGCAGCCUCAAGCCGCCUCUCUGCUAGGCCUUCCCUCCCCCUCCCCCCUGCUUCUGGUGGUCUUCGUUUGCGGGCACCGUGUCCGGAUUGUAGCCGUUUCCUGCCGAGAGGACGUCCCUCUUUGCUGCAAAAUAUCUGUAUUUAGGUUUGUUUGUUUUUUUAAAAGGAUCUUGGUUUAUUUCCCUGGACACUUUAGUACUUAGAAAAGCUCCCUGUCCCUAUUUUGAAUAUUCAAUAAAUAAAACUCAUUCAGUAA